Molecule: messenger RNA, 1185 nt
Organism: Epinephelus fuscoguttatus (brown-marbled grouper)
Lineage: Eukaryota; Metazoa; Chordata; Actinopteri; Perciformes; Serranidae
Product: signal-regulatory protein beta-2-like
Exons: 6
Coding region: 7-1050 (347 amino acids)
Biological process (GO): response to bacterium
Source: RefSeq, a predicted model, not a curated record
AUUAACAUGAAAAUGGUGGUCAUAUUUUAUUUGUUGCUGAUGCUCAGAGUGGGACGAUGCACAGACGAUCACGUCUUUGAAACGACAACUGUUGAAGUUGGAGAUGAUGUGACUUUGAAUUGUACUCGCCAGACAUCUGCCUUGAGGGAAACCUUGUUUUGGAUCAGGCUUGUUACUGGAAAAACACCUGAAUUCUUGGGAGGAACAUAUGCCUUUGAUUAUGAAGGUGUGAACAAGACUGCUCGCAUUACAGCAAAACAAGAGCCUGGAUCAUUUAUUCUGCAUAUUCAUGACACAAAGCUGAGUGAUACUGGACUUUACUACUGUUUAAAAGUAAAACAGCUGAACAUGACAUUUUCCAAAUCAACACUUCUGAGAGUUAAAGGACCAGAACCUGAUAUCACUGCCGUCACUCAAGAUCCAUCUGAUCCAGUCCGUCCAGGAGACUCAGUGACUCUGCAGUGUUCAGUCCUCUCUGACUCUGAGAAGAAAACAUGUCCAGAAGAACACAGAGUUUAUUGGUUCAGAGCCGCAUCAGAUGAAUCUCAUCCCAGUUUCAUUUAUGCCCAAGGAAACAGUAGUGAUGGAUGUGAGAAGAGUCCUGAAGCUCACUCUCCACAGAAAUGUAUCUACAGCUUCUCUAAGGACGUCAGCUCCUCUGAUGCCGGGACUUAUUACUGUGCUGUGGCCACAUGUGGAGAGAUAUUAUUUGGAAAUGGAGCAAAACUGGACUUUGAAGGAGCCAGUACGUGCUCACAGGAUGCAGAUGCAGUUAUUUUUCUUCUGUGUGCUGUGUUGGCUAUAAGUCUGAUUGUUGUAGCCGUCCUCAUCUACGCCAUGAAGAAGAAAGAGAAUGAUUGUUACAGUGCUGCUGUUGCCGUGCAGAGAAACAGUGGUGGUCGGAAAAGUCAACAGAGAGAUGUGGACACACAGGUUUAUUCUGCUGUUGUCUUCACCGUGAUGAAAACUGGCAGUGGUGCAAUAAAGGAUUCAAGAGCAGCAGAGAGACAGAGGAUCUACGCUGCUGUCAAGGCUUUUGGGUUGGAUUAGUGAGGUCACAGGUCUGUUUGCCAUCAGCUGGUACUGUGUGAUGAAGUUGAUGUUAAUCUGGAGCUAAAGGGUUGUUUCACAGUUUUUGGCUAUUAGGUAGUUCUGCUCUACAAUGUUUUAAUGUUAUGAUUAAGU